GUCGUGAACCAUUUCCGCUUGAUGGGUUGACGUCUGCAUUCGCAACCAGACAUGACUGACCGGAAGUCCAAAUGAUGAGGGUGUGGUGGUUGGGUGAUGGUUCAGAUCAACACCCACACAGCAGCAACAAAGGUCUCUCUUUCUUUCGCUCAAGUUUCAGUGAAAUGUGUGCUCAUAAAAUCAGCCAUUGGUCAUUAUACAAGCCAUAUUAGAAAGCUGCCAACAAGCCCCACAACAAACUCUGUUCCCCACCAUCUGAAAAGAAUUCUCACAGAUUACAGUUAGCACCAACGCGAAAGAUACGGCCCAUUUUGAAAUUGAAAUUGCAAACAAACAAGAAGAACCAUGGACACCCUUCCGUUUUCUCGAUACCUCGCCCUGGCUGUUGGCCUGGUGCAGCCUUGGGACCACAACGAUUCUGACCUCCUUCAUCCUUACUCCAAUUCCUUUGAUGAUGAUGCAACGAUUCCAAGCGCCCGAAGCACCGCCAGUAUCAACGAAACCACGUCGCCUCCCACACGCCUCCGUCAUGGUUACAAUGACCAAACCUCCCAGGUUGGUCAAGGCGACGAGGACUAUGAUGGAGAAUGGUGGUACACAAUGCUCUUUAUCCUCGCAUUCUUCCUGGUUGUCUUACUUAGCUACUUGGUUCGUGAAGGAUUCUCCCGUAUUUGCGGAGGUGCUUGCUGUCCUGAAAGUCUGCUCCAAGAAGCAGACAGAAGCCUCCACCGCAUUCGCAACAGUGCACAAGCCCCAACCAGUCCUCUGACGCAAGAAGAACGCCAAGCCAUCAAGCUCCAAAAGCAACGACAAGAGCGCCGCUUGUGGUAUCAGUACUAUUUGAAGCCAUACAUUGUCGUCUUGACAGCUUCCAACUUCAAAACCAGUGAACAAGACGAAGAAGAUUCACUAGAGAAGGAGGAGGAGCCAGACCUUGAGCUUGGAACCAAGGACGAAUUCUGCCGUCCCUGUGAUGAAAGUGUUGAGGAAGGCAAAGAGACACGCACAAGCAUUCGAAUCUCUACAGACGGCGAUGCAGAACACGAAGGCAACACCACGCCUGCUUCGGGCCUUUAUGCGGCGUUGGAGGAGAAUACCAAGAUGAUGACAUUGUGGGAUCCUCAUGACACAUGCUACCGAGAAAUUGAAGCCAACUGCACAAUCUGCUAUGAUGACUACAAGGUUGGGGACACACUGGUCCGUUCCGCCGCUGACGAAGAAGGAGAGUAUUGCACUCAUGUCUUCCAUUACGAGUGCAUGAUGGAAUGGCUUGAGAAGGGAAAGAAACGAUGCCCAAUCUGCCGCCAUUGGUUUGUUCCUGCCAUUCGGAUCCACCAGCAGAUGCAGGAAGCCCAUGUCGAGACCCACCCCGACUCGGUUCGUCAUUUGUAUGACUCUCGAACCAUGCAAGGAUUGGCUUCACUACAGAAUGAUACGGAUUCCGUCAUGUCGGGAUCGUCCAACAUCGACGACGAUCACCAUCAAGGCAUCCCUGUCUUCGACGUGGGACAUCACCGCCAUGCCUCCAUGGGUGGGGAUCCCGCGAGCCAUGCCUUGGACCUAGAUAUCAUUCCUGCUGCUCUCUCAACCUCCAUCGUCAACAACCAGCAGCAUGAUCUUUCGGCGCGCUCUGGUGACCGCCCAACACGACGACGCAGCUAUCCCUCUCAUAGCGCCCUUGUCCUCCCUUCCGACUAUCAAGCAUCUCUUCGGGAGUGGUCGCUCCACGCCACGUAUGAUGUCUGAUGCCAAACAAACCAAUCAACGCAGGAUAUCGGGGCUUCCUAGCGACCUACUUCCACUACCGCUUCCAAAUGACCAACAACUUACAAGACCUAUCCUUCAAGCACCUACACGUUUUAAAAAUACAGUAAUUUGCAUGCUACAUAACGUUUACUUUUAGAGCGAAUCCAUUGUACAUACAUCAUUCUCCAUGCGU
Seminavis robusta is the source of this 1939-nucleotide messenger RNA. Lineage: Eukaryota; Bacillariophyta; Bacillariophyceae; Naviculales; Naviculaceae. The record is from the annotation of a GenBank genome assembly.